Messenger RNA from Arachis ipaensis, 1831 nucleotides. The record is from RefSeq and is a predicted model, not a curated record. Lineage: Eukaryota; Viridiplantae; Streptophyta; Magnoliopsida; Fabales; Fabaceae.
UUGUGAAAAUGACAAUCUACUACUACACCAUUACCUCCUGCUUGGUAUUUAUAGGCAUUUCUUAUAUGAAGCAACCGCUGUAGGCUCACACGGUUUCCUAUGUUGGCCAUUUGUAAAGAAACCGCUAUAGGGGUGUCGCGGUUUCUUCGUUGUUGAAUUCCUUCAGAAACCGCUACAGAGUGUAGCUGUUUCUCUUGACACGUAUUCCAACGUAAACCGCUAUACCGUGUAUCAGUUUACAUGCAUUCCAGAAACCACCAUACCCUCCCGAGGUUUCUAUAGUAAUAUAAAUAUUUUGAUUUGCGUUUGCAAUAUUAAAAAGUUGUAUUCUGGUAAUUAUGGUUUAUAAACAUUUUAAAUGAGUAACUUGUCCUUUUAUUUAGAUAGGUCCUUUUUUAUAAUGAUGAUAUAAUCGGUCUUUUUUAUUAAUUAGUUUGUGUUAAUAGUCCUUGUUGUUAAUUUUCCCAUUUUUUUAAUUCAAUAAUAUUCACUUUCUCUUAUUCUUAUUGUUUCUAAAAGUCAGCAGAAGAGAACCACCACUUCUCAUACCCAUUUUCUUUGCUCCUUUCAAGAACCAAUGCCGCGCGCCGUUGUAUAUGACGAUAAUUUUCGAAUCAAAACCUGUUGGAACUCCAAACUACAGCUCCUUUUUCUGAUUUCAUGUGUUUCUUGCUCUUCGAUAUGUCGUUGCCGUGCGUUGCCACAAUUAAUGGAUGGGUUGCGUUCGGAAAGUCGGCCGGUACCACAGUUUAGUGCUGUCACCGGAGCAAAUAGAGAAGCUCUACUCACAAUGUAAGCGAUAAUAGUGAUGCAGAGGUAAUUUUAUAACAACACGCUAUUUAUCAAUUUUUUUAAUUUUUAUAUCUUCUUUUCUUCUUUAUAUCAUCAAUUGUACUAAUUGCUUUAUGGAUUUCUCAUUCUAUUGAUUUAAUGUAUGUGAUGUUUAAAUAUGGCAUCAAAGCACAUCUUGAAGGAGCUUAAAAAUUUGCAGAAGGACCAUCCAACGUCAUACAGUGCAGAUCCUGAUGCUGGUGCUACUGCAACCGAUGGAGAUGAUGUUGCUGGCCUAAAUGGAGCUACUGUUAUUGCUGAUGAUGGAGCUACUGCUGACACUAUUGCUGCUACUACUGACAACAGAUCUGGUGUAAAUAUUCGUAGAUUUGAGAGAAGAAGGGAAAUUGGAAUAGACAGGGGCAGAAGAAAGGGUAGAGAAAUAACUGCUGUUGUUGCAUUUUCACAACCACUCCCUACCACAUUUGCUGCUGCAUCUUCACAACUGCUACCCACUACACCUGUUGCUGCCUCUUCUCAACCACCUUUCACAGUUGCUACUUCAGAUUCUCAGGCUCCAACUAUAGCUACUGGUGCAGCAGAUUUUAAGUCUCCUAUUAUAGCACCUCCUAUUGCAUCUUCCUAGCCUCUCCAACCUGUUGCAGUUGUAUAUUUUUAGCAACUACCUAGAGCAUCUUCUCAAGUUUUACCAAAGACAAAGGUGUUUGGUGUGAGAAAGAGUGGGUGGCUCAAGUUAGGAGUGAGGAAGCCAACAGGACAACCAAAUCUACAUAUUAACCUAACUGAAGACUAAGCAUCAUUACAAUUAGAGUUAGGAUUAUUGGGGUUGCUAUUAAAUACUAUAUGUUGUGAUGAAUUGUAUAGGCUUUAUUGUUAAUGUUGUGUAUCUGUGGCCACUGUUUAUUAUAUGGGUACGACCACUAUUUUGGUAUUUUGUUAUUUGGUUGGACCACUUUUAACUGUUACACUUCCUGAACCUUUAUUUUGGAUUAUUAGAUUUGUGGCAUAUUAUAUGACCACUUAUUUUGUGAUAUAUUGU